GAUGUUCGAAACUAUUCUUAUAGUUAUAAAGUUUUUUACAAAACAGGCAACUUGUUAGCAAACUGAAAGUGGCAUCUUGAAUAUUUAAUGAAUCUUCCGAGGAAGCGAUCAGGUUAUUGCACUUGUUUCGCGAGCAUGCGUGAUAGUCACCUUAUUAUAGGAUGGAAAGGAUACGACCAUCAACCCCUCUUCAACAUAUACACGUUAGCCUUUGACAUGGACAUGUCGGAAUCUUCAGGUUACCAAGAUUUUAUGUGGGCAAUCAAAAUAAACCGCCUGAGUUUAGAAUUGGUCGGGUUAUGGCCUAAAACUGAUGAAGUCGCUAAAAGAAGACUCGGUUCUGACAUUCGUACGGGAUUUGCUUUCAUUAUGAUAGCUAUUGUUUCUGGUAUUCCUUAUAUACAUGCACUUAUACGAGUUUGGGGCAAUAUGGCGCUAAUGAUAGACAAUUUACGUGUUACAAUACCUGUGAUCACAAUUUCAUUAGAACUUGUUAUUAUGAGAUGGAAACAAACAGUCGUAUUAACCAUCGUAGAAACAAUGGCAGAAGAUUGGACAGCGACAAAAUUAAGCACAGAGAGGGACGUAAUGAUAAAACAAGCACGGAUUGCACGGUUACUCAUAAUUUUCGGAUACAUUAUAGUGGCAACGUCAUUUACCAUCCUAAUUAUUCUUCCCUGUUUUGGCGUACAAAUUAGGUAUCCAACGAAUCUUACGGAUCGCAACAAACUAUUACCGCUACAGACCUAUUAUAUCUACGACACUGAUAAGGAUCUGCUAUAUGUGCUGACGUUUCUCUCUCAAGCCAUAGGGAUACUUAUGUCAGCAAUAAUUUUCAUUGCUAUAAAUGCAUUCUUAGGAUUUGUAAUUCUUCAUAUCUGCGGCCAGUUGGAGAAUUUCAAGCAACGAAUAAUCAAAUUAGUUUCGUGCGAAGAUUUCAACAAAGCUCUGAGCAGCAGCAUAGUGACUCAUUUACGUCUUAUCAGGUGGGUUUGA
Nylanderia fulva is the source of this 996-nucleotide messenger RNA. RefSeq names its product odorant receptor 13a-like. Gene Ontology annotation, biological process: detection of chemical stimulus involved in sensory perception of smell; sensory perception of smell. NCBI's taxonomy places the organism in Eukaryota, Metazoa, Arthropoda, Insecta, Hymenoptera, Formicidae. Gene Ontology annotation, cellular component: plasma membrane. The record is from RefSeq and is a predicted model, not a curated record. Gene Ontology annotation, molecular function: olfactory receptor activity; odorant binding.